GUCGCCGAGCUUCGCUCCAACAUGUUCCGUUUCAACAAAUUGUUCAAUGAAUAUGCUAAUUCUAUAAAAACCCACAUAGCAUCGCAUUCACGCUUUUGUUUCUGAAUUCUGAAUGCUCUGUCUUCUUUCGUCUCUGGGCGAUUCCAAUUGGCUGUCAAUUUUCAAUUCCGCGUCACUUUGCUGUGAGAACAGAGAUCGUUCUUGAGUUUUUUUGGGCUGUAGUUCUUGUUAAAGUAGUAGAAUUCUGUGAGAGUGAUAUUACUGUUGUUGGGUUCUCUGAUCGCUUCUUUUACUUGUUGCUUUUGGGACCUGAUGAUCGAAUGGAGGCGCUGUUUAGCUGAGAUAUAGAGCAAAAUCAGCAAGUGGGAUUCGGGUUCGGAUUGGUAUUGAUUGGGUAGAAAGAGAUAUAAAUAGGAAAAUCGAAGGGUGUUCUUGAGGUGUGAGUGAUUGAGACUGAUGGACAGGGAUUAUGAAGGAGGAGGGAAUUUUGGGUUUGAAAAUGCUGUGGUGAUGACAAGAGAUCCCAAGCCAAGGCUCAGAUGGACGGCUGAUCUUCAUGAUCGAUUUGUCGAUGCCGUCACCAAGCUUGGUGGCCCCGACAAAGCGACUCCCAAGUCUGUGUUGAGGCUGAUGGGCUUGAAAGGCUUGACUUUGUAUCAUUUGAAGAGCCAUUUACAGAAAUAUAGACUUGGACAGCAGGCCCGGAAGCAAAACAGUGAAGAACAACACAAAGAGAACAAUAGUGGAGGUGCAUAUGUAAAUUUUAGUGAUCGUUCUUCGGGACCUAGCACCAAUUACAGAGGCAAUACCCAAACAGAGGAAAUCCCAUUAGAAGAGGCACUGAGGCGUGGGGUCGAAGUCCAAAAGCAAUUGGAAGAGCAGCUUGAGGUACAGAAGAAACUGCAGAUGAGAAUAGAGGCUCAAGGGAAGUAUUUACAAGCCAUGCUUGAGAAAGCACAGAAGAGCCUUUCCCUGGACAUGAAUGGACCAAACAACCUAGAAGCAGCAAGAGUUCAAUUGACAGACUUCAACUCUGCUUUGUCCAAUUUCAUGGAGAAUAUGAAGAGAGACAACAAAGAAAACAUCAUGGACAUGAAUGAUUUCUACAAGAAGGCCCACAGUUCAUCGGCUUUCGGAAUUUACCAGGAAGCCGAGGGAGAAGAACACAAGGAUCAAAAGCCUAAGGUUGCAGAGGGUUCAAUACAGUUUGACUUAAACAUCAAAGGCAGCUAUGACUUUGUAUCAGGUGCAGCUGAAAUGGAUUCCAAGAUGCUUUCAUACAGAUUGUAAAAAAUUUUGAGCUGUCCUGUGCCUAUUACAGGAUGAUCUAUUCUUCAUGAUUUUUUUUUUGGGAGUCUCUUUUGAGUAAAAAUAUAAAGAUAUAAAUUUAUCUCCUGUUCUAAAAGGGAAGUUUAUUCCAUUAGUUCCGAUAUAUUUUUUUUAAACCAUGACAA
This is a messenger RNA of Neltuma alba, 1454 nucleotides long. RefSeq names its product myb family transcription factor PHL11. The record is from RefSeq and is a predicted model, not a curated record. The coding region runs from base 457 to 1290 and encodes 277 amino acids. Gene Ontology annotation, molecular function: DNA binding; DNA-binding transcription factor activity. The transcript has 6 exons. Lineage: Eukaryota; Viridiplantae; Streptophyta; Magnoliopsida; Fabales; Fabaceae.